This is a messenger RNA of Ostrea edulis (European flat oyster), 2619 nucleotides long. RefSeq names its product centromere/kinetochore protein zw10 homolog. Gene Ontology annotation, biological process: mitotic cell cycle; endoplasmic reticulum to Golgi vesicle-mediated transport; mitotic spindle assembly checkpoint signaling. Lineage: Eukaryota; Metazoa; Mollusca; Bivalvia; Ostreida; Ostreidae. The record is from RefSeq and is a predicted model, not a curated record. The transcript has 7 exons. Gene Ontology annotation, cellular component: nucleus; chromosome, centromeric region; RZZ complex. The coding region runs from base 122 to 2497 and encodes 791 amino acids.
UUUUUUAUAUGGGGAGGCCGGAGGCUCCUUGCCCCCUCCCCCCUUUCCACUUGCCUAUCUAUGUUAAACUUCUUGGAUUGUCCUAUGUACAGUUAAGUCUUUGGCCCAGUGCUUGCUACCUAUGUUAAACUUCUUAGAUUUGAAAGUCCACAUAUAUCGGAUAUUUCGAGCGAAUUAUUCUUUGUUCGUUGUAACAUUUAUCCACACUUCCGUUUUGGUGGAAAAACAGCGCGGGGAAAAAACAAAUUGUCUAAAUUUACGGAAAAUGUCUUUUGUAUCAGAGGUUUUGUCCUGUGCAGGACAACUUGAGGCAAAAGAAAUUCAAGGAAAGGUAGAAGUAUUGGGGAAGAAGAUGAAGGAUUUAAAACUGGAAGUCUAUGAAGUCACAAAAGGAAAGUAUGUUGAUUUCUUUCCACAGAGACUUCAAACAACAUCAGCAUUGAUAGAGAAUGUGAACAAAGUGUCAGGGGAUCUGAAGGAGGCAAAGGAAAAAAUACAAAAUGAGGUAAAAAACCAGCUUACUCUUUCAAAGGAUGUCCUUACUUCUUUGAAGGGAGAGUUGGAGAAUCAUAAAUGUGUUCUAGUUAUAUUAGAGAGAUUGGUGCAGAUACAGGACAACCUAGAAAGUUCUGUGUCUGCCAACAGAAGACAAAAUUACACUGAAGCUGCCUCCUCAUUGCUGAAAGCAAAUUUACUCCUGGCGACACCGCUGGAGGGCUUUGAUGAUAUACAGAUUCUACAGGCCUUGCAGACAGAGUGCUUCGUGCAGAAAGAGAAGCUGAUAUUUGAAAUGACAGAGAAAUGGAAACAGUUGGUCACCUGGAACUCCAAUGAUGCAAACAUUCAAAAUAAAUCCAGACAAGUAUUUCAGCUUGAGCUGAUGUCAGGAGAAAAUGUGCUGAUGGAAUUGAUUGGAGCAAUGGAGGUAUUAGGAGUUCUGGAAUCAACUUUGAAAACUUUUGGGAACAGAUUAGUUUCAAACCUGUUCAAGCCCUGUAUUGUAAACUCAACAGCCACUGUGAAGGACUCUCCAUGUAAUGUUGUUAUAGUAACAGUCAACAAUGAGAAGAAUCCAGUUCCGCCCCCUCCCAAACAGAUGUACAUGAAUGUCAUGACCAUCAUCCAGGUCUUAGAGGAUUAUUUCAAAAACGUGACAAUUCAGGAUGGUACAAAUAUCUUAUCAUAUAUAGGCAGGAAUGUUUCACAGGAAAUAUUAGAGUUAAUUGUCAAAGAAUGUUUAACACCAGCAAUUCCUCACAAUAGUAAGGACAUGUCAGAAUUUGAAGCAAACUGCAUUGAACCAACCAGAUCUUUCCAGGGUACCCUGGUGAAUUUGAAGUUCAUUCUAGAAGAUGACAAUGCUCUUGAAGAAUUUGUAAAGAACAUAGAUGUCCUCUUUGUCAAUAAAAAAUCCCAGGGCAUUUUGUUGCGAGCUAGAGAGCUUAUGAAGUCUGAACUACACAACAUGGUGAGAGUUUCUGAUGAGUAUCCUUUAGGUGAAUUGGCAGAUAAAGAAGCUCCCUCGGGUAGAAAAUCCAGAAAACUAGAGCUCGCAAGCUCAUGUCAGCUGAGUGCAGACACAUUCAAGCUUCCAGCUUGUCAGAUCAGUGUGUGUACACAACAGCUUAUGACCCUGGCUUAUGAAACUCUUGAGGAAGCUAUCAGUAGUUCCCAGGAUUGUGCAGUACAACUCUUCUUUGCUGUCAGAAACAUGUUUGAGCUUUUCUGUAGUGUGUAUCCAACAGCUCACCAGAAAGCACUGACCCUUUUCCCUCAGAUGAGUGCUGUGUUCAACAAUGACUGCAUGUAUGUAUCACAUCACCUGUCCACCAUAGGGCAUCAGUUCAGCAAGUCCCUGCCCCAGGAUGUGCAGGCGACAUUCGUAGACAUGAUGCCAAAGAUUCGUCGUCUGGGUACAGACACCAUGUUACAACAACUGAACUCGCAGAAAGACAUCAUGAUGGAAUAUCUGCAGGCAGCCAAGGGGUUUGUCAGUGUGUCUGAGGGUUCAAAUUUUGCUAGUACAGAAAAAGCUGUCAAACAGGUGCUCCACCAGCUGCAACAUCUGCAGAAAGUAUGGCAGGAAAUUCUACCAGUCAAUCAGUACAGAAGGUCAAUAGGUACUCUUCUAAACACAGUUGUUAUUGAAAUCAGUGAUAGAGUGAUCAGUUUGGAGGAUAUUUCUGCCUCAGAUGCCUCCCAGCUGGCUUCGCUAAUGUCACUCAUCCAAAAAAGGGCUGGUCCUCUGAUGAAAUCGACCAAUGAUGAUGGAGAUGUGAAUGUUACAAUUGAACUCCAGCGUAAUGUGUCAAAAUGGCUGCAGUUCACGGAAAUAGUUACUGUAUUGAAUGCAAAUCUUCUCGAGAUAAAUGAUAGAUGGGCUGAUGGCAAAGGACCUUUAGCUAAUGAACUUACAGCUUCUGAAGUGAAACAGAUGAUCAGAGCUUUGUUUCAAAAUACUGACAGACGAUCAACAAUUUUGGCAAAAAUAAGAUAGUUUCAAACAGCAAACAACACAGAAUUACAAUUGUGCAAUUAAUAUAUUGGAUUGUAUUUUGACAUUUAUUUAUUACAGGUGCUUGUUGACUAAUUUUAAAUUCAUUAAAUGUAAAAUUGCAA